Symphalangus syndactylus (siamang) is the source of this 5211-nucleotide messenger RNA. RefSeq names its product mitochondrial translation release factor 1 (gene MTRF1). Gene Ontology annotation, molecular function: translation release factor activity. Lineage: Eukaryota; Metazoa; Chordata; Mammalia; Primates; Hylobatidae. Gene Ontology annotation, cellular component: mitochondrion. Gene Ontology annotation, biological process: mitochondrial translational termination. The record is from RefSeq and is a predicted model, not a curated record.
CCGCCUUGGCCCCUCCCUCCCACCAUCUCCACUCCCGCUCUGGGCUCACGCUCUGGAUAAGGACGGCGCGGGGGCGGUUGUCUGACGACAAUUUCAUUCUCGUUUUGUCAUUUUUCUCAUUUAGCUCAUUUUUGUCAUUUUAGUCCACCGUUAAGCAUGCUCGAGGAUGACUCCUCCGUAGAGCGGUCGUGGCGGAGGAGGGGCCGGGAGCGUGCGUUAACCCGGAAGAAGUGAACCAGGAAGUGAACAUGAUCUCGGGUACUCACAGUUCUUUCUUGAUCUUCCCCGCCGCCUCCUGUAUUGCCUCUUUAUGGAAUCACUCCAUAUACUGAGUUACACAGCAUGGUUUGCCCGUGCUGCUGCCCCGCGGGCUGUCGUUUCUGACCUGCCUACGCUCAGAACUUUCCCCAAAGCAUCAGAGUAAUACUGUUAAUGUGAUGGGUAAUGGAGAAGUCGUGCUGUUCUCAGGUACGGCGUGUUGCUUUGUCGCCCACACUGGAGUGCAGUGGCGUGAUCUCAGUUCACUGCAACCUCCGCCUGCCAGGUUCAAGCGAUUCUCCUGCCUCAGCUUCCGGAGCAGCUAGGACUACAGAUGAAGUCUUGCUCUUGUCCCCCAGGCUGGAGUGCAAUGGCAUGAUCUCGGCUCACUGCAACCUCUGCCUUCUGGGUUCAGAUGCUGAGAUGAAUCGUCACCUGUGUGUUUGGCUUUUUAGACAUCCAUCUCUUAAUGGUUACCUCCAGUGUCACAUCCAGCUCCAUUCUCAUCAAUUUAGACAGAUACAUCCUGAUACAAGGCUGCAAGGUUUUAGACAAAACAGGAAUUGCAUUCUUCAUCUGUUAAGUAAGAAUUGGUCCAGGAGAUAUUGCCAUCAAGACACCAAGAUGCUCUGGAAGCAUAAAGCACUACAGAGAUACAUGGAGAACCUGAGUAAGGAGUACCAAACACUUGAGCAGUGUCUGCAGCAUAUCCCUGUGAAUGAAGAGAACCGAAGGUCCUUGAACAGAAGGCAUGCUGAGUUGGCACCUCUUGCAGCCAUUUACCAAGAAAUUCAGGAGACUGAACAAGCAAUUGAAGAAUUAGAAUCAAUGUGUAAAAGCCUAAAUAAACAAGAUGAAAAGCAGUUACAAGAACUUGCACUGGAAGAAAGGCAAACCAUUGAUCAAAAAAUCAACAUGUUGUACAAUGAGCUUUUCCAGAGCCUUGUGCCAAAGGAAAAAUAUGACAAAAAUGAUGUUAUUUUAGAGGUGACAGCUGGAAGAACUACUGGAGGUGACAUCUGCCAACAAUUUACCCGAGAAAUAUUUGACAUGUACCAGAAUUAUUCGUGCUAUAAACACUGGCAAUUUGAACUUCUGAAUUAUACACCAGCGGAUUAUGGUGGACUACAUCAUGCAGCCGCCCGAAUUUCUGGUGACAGUGUCUAUAAGCAUUUGAAGUAUGAGGGUGGGAUUCACCGAGUUCAGCGCAUCCCCGAGGUGGGCCUGUCCUCAAGGAUGCAGCGUAUUCACACAGGAACGAUGUCAGUUAUUGUCCUUCCUCAGCCAGAUGAGGUGGAUGUGAAAUUGAACCCUAAGGAUUUGCGAAUAGAUACAUUUCGAGCCAAAGGAGCAGGAGGGCAGCAUGUUAAUACAACUGAUAGUGCUGUCAGACUUGUCCACAUCCCCACAGGAAACUGUUAAAAAAAAAAAAAAAAGGCCCGGUGCAGUGGCUCACGUCUGUAAUCCCAGCACUUUGGGAGGCCAAGGCAGACAGAUCACCUGAGGUCGGGAGUUCAAGACCAGCCUGACCAACAUGGAGAAACCCCGUCUCUACUAAAAAUACAAAAUUAGCCGGGCAUGGUGGCGCAUGCCUGUAAUCCCAGCUCCUCGGGAGGCUGAGGCAGGAGAAUCGUUUGAACCUGGGAGGCAGAGGUUGCAGUGAACCGAGAUCACACCAUUGCAUUCCAGCCUAGGCAACUCCAUCUCAAAAAAGAAGAAAAGAAAAGAAUAUAUGCAUGAGCAGAAGAACAUAAAACAUCCGUAAUAAUAACCCAGUAACUAUUGUUGGCAUAUAUCUUUGGUAUACAUCCUUCAAAUUCUUUUCUGUACAUAUAAAAAUACGCCAUUUUUUCCCCAAAAAUGAAGUUAUACUUUUUUUUUUCUUAGAUGGAGUAUAGCUCUGUCACUCAGGCUGGCAUGCAGUGGCCAGUGAAUCUUGGUUCACUGCAACCUCUGCCUCCAGUGUUCAAGCUAUUCUCCUGCAUCAGCCUCCCAGGUAGCUGGGACUACAGGCGUGCACCACCACACCUGGCUAAUUUUUGUAUUUUUAGUAGAGACGUAGUUUCACCAUGUUGGCCAGGCUGGACUCGAACUCCUGACACUAAGGAUCUGCCUACUUCGUCCACCCAAAGUGCUGGGAUUACAGGCAUGAGCCACUGUGCCUGUCCUGAGGUUAUACUUUCUGUAAUUUGCCAUAAUUUAUUUCAACAAUACAUAAAUUGUUGGAUACUUAAUGUGUUUCACCUAAACCCUGUAUUGUUGGAUAUCGUUCUAUAUUAUACACAGUCCAGAACAGUAAUAAUUAGCUUAAGAUGAAUUAAAAAUUAAAAUGGGUAAAAAAUUGGGUAAAAGGUGAUCAAAACUGACAAAAUAAACCAGAAUACUUUAAAACUUAAAGGUUGUAAAACCACUCUAGCCAUAAAUUGCUGACUUUACAAAAAGUGACUUACAGAAAGUAGAACUGUGGUUAUUAGAGACUAGGAAGGGUAAGGGGGAGGGGAGGACAGAGAGAGGCUGGGUAAGGGAUACAGAAUUACAGCUGGAUAGGAGGAAUUAGUUCUGGUGUUCUGCAGCACUACAGCAUGAAUAUGGUUAAUAUUGAUUUAUUUAUUGCAUAUUUUCAGAAAGCUAGAAGAUUUUGAAUGUUCGCAACACAAAUAAAUGACAAAUAAAUUUUGAGGUGAUGGAUGUGCUAAUUACCCUGAUUUGAUCAUUCCACAUUGUAUCGAGAUACCACUCUAUAUCCCAUAAAUAUGUACAAUUAUUACAUGUCAACUAACAAUAAAAGGAAAAGAAAGUGACUUUAUCAUUGCGCUGCCAGACUUACCUUGGGCCAAUUAUUUUUUAGCCACUUAGAUCUGAGUCUUUGGUUUCAAAGAGGCCUGAAGGCCUACCCUCAAACCUUCCCUUUAGGCAAGCAAGGCAUGUCAAGACCAACUCCUUAUGAAGCCAUGCAGUUAUGACCAAGUGAUUUUUUCAGCCUACUUCUUCCAUAUUUUGAGGAUUGCCAUGGUUUCAGCAUCUGCCUCAAGGAAAACUCAGCCUUUCUUCCAUUUCUCCCAUUCUUUCUUCCAUACUAAGACCUUAGACUAGGAACUGUCCCUGCUGGAAUUCAAAGUGAGAACUAUAGCUCAUUCUUCUAUUUUCUCCAUGCCAUGGACUCUGAAGAAUCAUAUUUUUUUCUAACCACUGCUUCUAGAUAUCUCCAUUUUCCACCAUUGGAAGAGUUAUUCAUAGGGGUGUGGUUAAAUGUCUAUACAGGGGAAUAUUACCUUUCUUGGGAAAAUUUAUCCCAAGAUAAGGAUGAAGACGAAUAUUUUGUGCAUUAAAGUGGGCUUUUUAGUUUAUUACCAGUUGGUGAGUAAAAGAUGCCCUCUGUAAUUCUCUUUCUUCCUUCCUUCCUUCCUUUCUUUUUUUCCUUCUUUCUUUUCUUUUCUUUUCUUUUCUUUUCUUUUUUCUUUUUUUUUUGAGACUGGGUCUUGCUCUGUUGCCCAGGCUAGAGUGCAGUGGCAUGAUCAUAGCUCACUGACUAUAACCUCGAACUCUUGGCUCAAGCCAUCCUCCUACCUCAGCCCCCUGAGUAGCUGGGACUAUAGGUGCAGCUACCACGCUGGCUACUUUUUGUAUUUUUAGUAGAGACGAAAUCUUGCUAUGUUGCCCAGGCUGGUCUCAGAACUUCUGGCCUCAAAUAAUCCACCUGUCUUUGCCUCCCAAAGUGCUGGGAUUGCGGGUGUGAGCCACUGUGCCCAGCCCCCUUCUAUUAUUCAAUAUACCUUCCCUCCGUCUACAUCUUCUAUUCUUAAGGGAGUACUCAUUAUUAAAUACUCCUCUAUAGAAAGUACAUUAUAAUAAAAUACAUAAUAAAGUGAUUCCCUUAGGAAUUACUGAGCUGGAAAGUAAUAGUUUUGAUCUAAAAGUUCUAACCUGAGUGAGUCGAUAGGAAUAAUACAGGUGCUUAGGCAAAAAUCAGUACAGAUCAGCUGACAAGAAGAGGAAUGUGGAAGAGAGCUCAUGAAAGCCUGGCCGUCUUAAAAUGGAAAUGUUCAUAUUCUUUUGGGUAGUACAAAAAGGAUAUGAGAGUCAAGGAAACCCCAGACAAAUACCUGGAAGAUGGGGGCCAGUCAGUGCCCCCAGUCCAACCAGAUGGCCACAGUAAAGCAGUCAGGAAGUGAUUAAACUAGCAGAGGUGAAACCUCAGUGCCCUACUAAAAGUAUUAGCAGGUAGUGACUGUAGCUUAUUUAGACAGGGAGAAAACAUACUUCAGAGAAUAGAAUUUUAUAGAAAUUCUUUACAUCUCCAGCAAAAUAUUUACCACUGUAUCGGUGCAGAUAUGCUAAGCUAAUGGGGCUUUUGGUUUUUAGUUUUUGUGAUUCAGAAAGAAAAUCCCUUUCUCCUCUAAUGUACUGAGGAGCAGGAUUAGACUCGGACCUCAGAGUGGUAUCUGCAAAGUUAAGAACAACACAGCCUCAAGAAGUGAUCGUUUCAGGGCUGGAUUUGGGCCAGAAACUGGACUACACAGUGGGCCAAACCCACCCAAAUGCAGAAGCUGGCCAGCCAAAACUUGUGUGUGGUUAGAUGUAUUGAUUAGCUGGACCCCAGCUAACUCAGACUACACAGAAGAACUUAGAAAUUUAGAACUCAGAGCCAGGCGUGGUGGCUCACGCUUGUAAUCCCAGCACUUUGGGAGGCCGAGGCGGACGGAUCACGAGGUCAGGAGAUUGAGACCACGAUGAAACCCCGUCUCUACUAAAAAUACAAAAAAUUAGCCAGGCAUGGUGGCACACACCUGUAGUCCCAGCUACUCGGAGAGGCUGAGGCAGGAGAAUGGCAUGAACCCGGGAGGCGGAGCUUGCAGUGAGCCGAGAUUGCGCCACUGCACUCCAGCCUGGGCGACAGAGCGAGACUCCAUCUCAAAAAAAAAAAAAAAAAAAAGAAAUUUAGAACUCAGAAAA